Leptidea sinapis is the source of this 6522-nucleotide messenger RNA. RefSeq names its product Golgi-specific brefeldin A-resistance guanine nucleotide exchange factor 1 (gene garz). Gene Ontology annotation, biological process: regulation of ARF protein signal transduction. Lineage: Eukaryota; Metazoa; Arthropoda; Insecta; Lepidoptera; Pieridae. Gene Ontology annotation, molecular function: guanyl-nucleotide exchange factor activity. The transcript has 30 exons. Bases 209 to 6175 code for a protein of 1988 amino acids. The record is from RefSeq and is a predicted model, not a curated record.
GUUCCUGAUCAAUCAUCAAUUAAAAUUUAAAAUAUUUAAAAUUUGUUUUGAUAUAUAUUUUUAUUUCGACACUCGGCAAUUAAACGAUUGAAAUAAUUAAAAAAAUGCUUCUGGCAAAUUUGUGACGUGGUUCUAUAUGUUGAGAGUCAGUGCCAUGUAGUGGAAAUUAUUGUAGUGUUUUGUGUAAAUUGUAAAUAAUUCUAAAAAAAUGUCGAUGCCCGGGAACGGUAUCUUGGUUGUGCAGGGCGAGAUGACCAUGCUGGUCACUGCCAUGCGACGGAGUACCCGCUGGGGCUCUCACUCUUUUCCAAAUGAAGAAUAUGACAUGCUUAUGCGAACCUUUCAAGACCUUAAGACAAUUCUGAAUCAAGUAGACGACUUAAGACUUCUUGAUCCACCAACAUACUUAAGUCCCUUCCUUGAAGUAAUAAGAAGUAAAGAAACAACAGGACCAGUAACUAGUCUUGCUUUAUCAUCAAUACACAAAUUCUUAUCAUAUGGUAUAAUAGAUACAACACACCCAAGUGUACCUGCUACUGUGGAAGACAUAGCAGAUGCUGUAACUCAUGCUAGAUUUGUUGGCACUGAUCAUUCAUCUGAUGGAGUGGUUCUUAUGAAGAUUCUACAGGUACUUCGGACCCUCAUGCUGAGUCCAGAGGGUGUGAUGUUGACAGAUGAUAGUGUAUGUGAAAUAAUGCUAAGCUGCUUCAGAAUUUGCUUUGAGACAAGGCUAACAGAAUUGCUACGUCGUAACGCGGAACAGUGUCUGCGGGACAUGACUCAACUAAUUUUUAUGAGGCUGCCACAGUUCUCGUCUGAAGACUCUCAAACAUCCUUCACUAGUGUGGGCCUCUCCCUCAAGAGGAGAGAUAAAGUAAAGAAGAAAAUGUUAUCAACCGCUAACAGUACCAAUUCUCUGGACAGAAAGUCUCCUGUCACGGAAGCCGCGAUCGCCGAAACCCCGACCGACACAGACACCAACAAAACUCAAGCAAUAAUUGCACAAAAUCAAGACAAAAACCUAAUCAACGAGGCAGAAAUAACGAUAGAGCCACUGGAGGGCAUAAAAAGUCCGAAAAAGCACGGUCGUCACUCCUCCAUGGACCUAGCCAACGAGAACACGCCCAUCAGCCAGCUGUUGGAGCGAUGCGUGCAGAGUGCUGAAGAGAAGACUCAGGCCGAGAAAGUAGAGGAGAUUGAGAAGAUAGAGAAGACAGAUGUUGGAGAAGGAGUACCUGAAGUGGAUCCUCAAAGCGAAGAAGAGAGAGACAAAGUGACCCAAGACGACAAAAAUAGUGGGGAGGUACCGAAGAGUGAGAAGGUGGAGGAGUACGUGAAUCACAGAGGGAUACGGUUCACUGCACAAGACGAUUCUACCAGUCUCCAGCCGUAUGGAGUUGGCUGUGUUCGAGAGAUAUUCCGGUUUCUGAUCUCGCUGUGCAACCCCCUGGACCCGCAGAACACCACUGCCAUGGUCCACCUGGGGCUCCAGCUGGCGGCCAUAGCCCUGGAGGUGGCGCCCGACCAUCUGCAGCGGUAUCCCACCCUGCUACACCUCGUCAAGGACCCGCUUUGUAGAAAUCUGUUAAGUCUCUUAGACACAGAACGGAUAUCAAUAUUUGCAUUGGACCUGCAAAUAUGGUUCCUGUUGUUCGAAGCCCUAAGAUUCCACCUCAAGUAUCAAAUGGAGGUGUUCUUCAAGAAGAUCAUCGAGAUACUGUCUGCAGACACCAGCAAGGCAAUAUACGAGCUGAAAGAGAUCCACCACAUCACGUUGGAGCAUCUGACACAAAUGUUCAGAAUACCCGGCUUGUGUACUGAAAUAUAUCUCAACUUUGACUGCGAUGUGUACUGUAUCAACGUUUUUGAAGAACUAACUAAGUUACUCUCUAAGAAUGUUGUUUCAUCGACUGCAUAUAACAUUCAUACACUUUCCCUGGAGGUUAUAAUGACUAUAAUUGAGGCUAUAGAGACCGGGACGUCUCAGAAAGACGUGGAGAAGAAGAGUGACUAUGUGUCGCUGGAGCUGGGAGUUGAGGGGGGGUUGGAUGAACAGGAGACUAGACAUGGGGAGUACUUCCUGGGGAGAGUAGGCAGGCAGGUGCCGUGCGGAGAACUUCCUACUGAAGCAGAGCUGGACAAUAUUAAGAAUAUGAAAAAGUGGGUGACCCAAGGAACAGAACUGUUCAACCAGAAACCGGAGCGCGGCAUCGAGUUCUUGCAGGAGCACGGCGUGUUAGCCACGCCCCUAGACCCUCAUCAGGUGGCCACCUUCCUCAGGGAGAACCCCGAUCUCGAUAAGAAGAUGAUCGGUGAGUACAUCUGCAAGCGGUCGUCGCGCGGUGAGGAAGAAGACGGCGUGAGCGUCCUGACCGCGUUCGCUAACAGCUUCGAGUACCAGGCGCUCCGCAUCGACCAGGCGUUGCGGCUCUACUUGGAGACCUUCCGGCUGCCGGGAGAGGCGCCGCUCAUCUUCCUCGUGAUGGAGAAGUUUGCGGAGCGCUGGCAUUCGACAAACGGGUCUCCGUUCGCCAACACGGAUGCGGCGUUCCGUCUCGCGUAUGCCGUGAUCAUGCUCAACAUGGACCAGCACAAUCACAACGCGAAGAAGCUCAACGUGCCCAUGACUGUCGACGACUUCGUGAAGAACCUGCGCGGCUGUAACGGAUCCGGGGACUUCCCCACCGACAUGCUCAGGGAGAUCUACUACUCUAUCAGUAACGAGGAGAUGGUAAUGCCGGCGGAGCGGUCCGGAGCCGUGCGAGACGCGUACCUCUGGCGGGUGCUGCAGCGGAGGGACAAGUCGAGCGCUGCGCUCUACCGCAGCGCCCCGCCUCGUCACACCUUACACGCACGUCUGCUGCCCGCUGCCUGUCCGCCCGCGGUGUCAGCGUUGUCGGCGGCUUUCGAGCGUGCCAGUGCUCCGAGCGGAGACGAGCCGGACGGUAGCGCGCUGGUCGCACUCAGCGGGCUGGAGAGAUGCGCCGCGCUGGUGGCCCGCCUCAGUGCCGCCGAGGACUCCCUCACUGUGGACUCUCUGCUUCUCACGCUGUGCAAGUUCACCGGACUCCUAGCUCCGCAGCACGCUACCUACAUCGCUAUCGGAGUGUCACUCGGGCAGUCCGCCAAGAGUCGCGCGGCGCUCUGUCGCGCAUGCGCCGUGUGGUCGCGGCACGGGGCGUACGCACGCGACAGCUGGCGACAUCUGCUCGAGAUCACGAAGACGCUUUACAUCGGACGACUGCUGCCGAAGUGUUUGAUGGAGGCAGAAGACUAUCUCUCUCCCAGCGGUACGGUGUCUCUGGUGCGAGAGGCAAGCCGCGGCACAGACUCCGGUCUGCUAUCCAGCAUUUACUCCUACAUAGCGCUGGGAGAAUCAGGUGUUCGCGCGCCGAGUGUGCAAGAACGCGCCCUGAUAGACGCAGCGCGGGAGUGUGUUCAAUCGUGCAACCUCCCAGCUCUACUAAUCACCGAAACCAAGUUCCUGCCCCUCGAAGCACUGCAGGAGUUAAUCCGUGCUUUCGUGACAGUGGGCGCGCCCCCUGACCCAGAUAGCUUGCAGUUGAACCCACAGCUCGAGGACAUCACUAUAUUCUUCUUCGAGUUGAUGGGUCAGACUCUCAUCCAAAAUCGCGACCGAGCGUGCAGCGUGUGGCCGGAAGCAGGUGGCCACUGGGAGCGGGUGGUGUGGUGGAGCAGCUCGUGCGGCAGCCACGCCCUGCAGCGCGUGCUCACCGCCCUGCUGCGUACCGCGGCUCGCCUGAUGCGCUGCGAGCAGUGCGCCGCCGCCGUACUCAACAAGCUACAGAUGCUCUUCCAACUGCCCUACAAGCUGUUCUACCAGAACGCCGAGCUGAUAUCGUGCGGCGUGUACGAGAUCGUGAAGACGUCUGCGCAGAACGUGCACACGAGCGCCGAGUGGAGUGCACUACUGGCGUUGCUAACUGCGGCCGGCGCGGGGGCGUGGCCUAGCUCCGCAUCCGUCGCCGUCGGAUCCGCCGCAGCUUCCAGUCGGUCGGAUGGAUCUGAGGAUGAGAGUGAUCGGCUGCCCACGAGCGUAUCCUCCGAGAGCGAUCUUUCGCAGUCACCACAGAGUCAAGGAUGGGUUAUGGUGGGGAGGUCGCCAGUGGACGGCGGGGCGGAGGCCGACCCGUGUCCGUCUCGCGUGUCGCUGCGUGGUCACCGCAGCGCCGCGCUCGCUCGCUGCACGGAGGCGCUGGCCCUCGUGAUCCGCGACGUGGCGCACGUGACACCGCACAACUGCCGCGCCGCCGUGCGUGCGUUACGUCUGCUGGCCGCCGCCACGCUGCAAGCGGGUAAAUCAAAGUUAGAGACGUCUGGGUCGCGGCGAAGUCGUCGCGGCGGGGCGACGUCGGCAGAGGGCUCUGGUGAUGAAGACUCACCCGACCAGUACCACCUGGUCAGCAUACAGCUGUUAGACCUAAUGCACACACUGCACAGUCGAACCGCGCAGAUAUUUAAAUGGUGGAAAGACGAGGCGGAACAAACACAAGGGGCAGAAGAAUACGACUUAUGGGAGGUGGCGUGGAAGCCGCUGUUACAAGGCAUUGCUGAGUUCUGCACGGAUAGAAGGAAACAGGUGUCAAACAAUGCGAUCGCGUAUCUUCAGCGCGCGCUCCUGGCGCCGGCUUUGAGCCAGUUGGGAGGAGCAGGCUGGGAGGCGUGCUUCUCUCACGUGCUGCUGCCGCUGAUGACGAACACGCCGCGCCGCCCGGACACGGCCGCGCGCGCUGACACGCUCAUGUGCAAGGUGUUCCUCCAACACCUGCAAGUGCUGGGCGGACGGCCGACGUUCUCGUCGCUGUGGACCAAGAUAGUGCGCGUGCAACAGUCGCUGCUGUCGUCGGACGCCGAGCCGCUGCGCGAGGGGGCGCUCGAGUCGCUCAAGAACAUGUUGCUCGUCAUGCACAGCGUCAAAAUAUUCAACAACGGUGAGUGCUACAACGAGCUGUGGUACAUGACGUGGGACAUCAUCGGAGAAUUUCAGCCUACCCUCAAACAAGAGCUCUUCCCCGAUGUGAACGACAACACAAGACCAACACAGAACCUGCCGAGUCACAUGCAGCCGGCCAUACCUCACUCCCUCCCAACUCUCAUCCCCGUCGGAGCAAAUAGUACGAACAAUCAUCCACUAACUGACACAAACAGACAAUCAGUAGUAAACCAAUCAAAUGCACAAUCUAGUCCAAUACACAUCCAAUCAAAUAUCCUUGUAGGUCCGGUGGCCAACUCUCCUGUUAAUUUAAUUCACACGCCGCCAAGCGGGCCCACUUUGAUAGCUCCGACACCCAUUACGGCAGUACCCGGACAGGCUUAUGCUAGUUUUAGCCCAGUUAGAUCCAGUGGACAGAACGUGGCUCCAAUCAAUCGAGUAUUAUCACCGGUGUCGUCUAUACCAAUCAGCGGUAUGGUACCAAUCAGAAAUCCUUUGUACGACCAAUCAGGGCUCACCUCUUCUGUGUUGCUACAGCCACUUAACGAGAUGAUCUCUACAUCGAUCGGAAUAUCUAUUCAGACUCAACCAACGGACCAAUCACUUGAAACAAAAAAUGUGGAAGUUACGUCUAAUCAAGUCAACGAAAAUCAAGACAAAGAAACCAUACCAAUCGAGUCAGUUACACAUCAAUUAAGAGAAAUAAAACCAAUUGAAUCAACAAUCCAUCAAGGUCUGGCGGCAGCAUCUAUAAAUACUACCAAUCAAUUGACAGAGACUUCAAACCAAUCACUUAUGAUCAAUCAGGACCAAGCAAAAUCAAGUGACGUAUUAUCUAAUCAAAUAGAUCUUGGCAUGGACGCUCAAUACAAUCAGUCAUUAUCUACAGAAAUGACACAAACCAAUCAGUUAUUGCAAAACAAACCAAUCAUAGAUGAGAACGUGCAAAGUGGUGAAAUAUUCGCCGAGUACAUAACAAACCCGUACAACGACGUCACAUCGCAACUGUUCGACCCCGAAGAUAACACCAGAAUCCUCAAUUCUGAAAUCCAGAAGUCGUUCAGUGCCAAUGUGACACCUAUGCAUAGUGCGAAUAAGACUCAGUUCGGCUCUACGGACAAUGUAAAUCAGUCGAGUAUAUUCAAUUUCUCAAACUAUUUUGGCUCACACGUCGCUGGUUCGGAAGUUUUUGAUACUCUGAUGUCGACGCAAGAGGGAUAGCGGUGGGAUGUCGACAUCGGCACAUGGCUUUAGGCACCUGUACGCGUUUUACGACUGCCACUCGAGACUAUAAUUAUACGAUUAGUCGAUUACUACAGUCGCUAAAGAUGGAUAAUUUUCGGUCGUUGACCUUAUAGUCGGAGAGCUGCAAAUCAAUUUGCGCAGGGUGAUAUUAAUUAUAUCAAAGUCUAUUAUUAUUUCUGCUAGGUAUUUAUUUUUAUAUUGAGAAAGUUUAGUUUAUUCUUGUUUUGUAUUAUAUUGAUAAAUAAUAUGAAUAGUAUAUAGUAAUAAUGAUGUCUCAAAAAAAUCCAACGAAUGACGAGAAAUAGUUAAAAUAUUAAUUUAAA